CGGGUCUCCCUCUCAGCGGGCGGAGACGGGCCGGCUCCUCCUCCCUUCCUCCGCAUCUCGUCUCCGAGCUCGCCGUGCCGGGGCACAGCCGAGUGGGAUGGCGCGCGAGGAGGUGGCGAUGGCUAGUGAAGAGGCGGCGGUGGCCGAGGGGGGCAGCCUGCUGCUGGACAUUGUGGGCUCCCCGCUCAACCUGAGCCUGCUGGGCCUCUGCCUCUUCCUGCUCUACCAGAUCCUGCGGGGCGAGCGGCCCGCGGCGCCGGGGGGCGACACGGACCCGCCGCCGCUGCCCAAGAUGAAGCGUCGCGAUUUCACACUGGCGGAGCUGCGGCCCUACGACGGGGUGCGCGAUCCCCGUAUCCUCAUGGCCGUCAACGGCAAAGUCUUCGACGUGACCCGCGCCAGGAAGUUCUACGGGCCCGAGGGCCCGUAUGGGAUUUUUGCUGGAAGAGAUGCAUCCCGAGGUCUUGCCACUUUCUGCCUGGAUAAGGAGGCUCUGAAGGAUGACUAUGAUGACCUCUCUGAUCUCAACGCUACACAGCAAGAGACCUUGAGAGACUGGGAGUCACAAUUCACUUUUAAGUAUCACCAUGUUGGUAAGCUGCUGAAGGAAGGGGAGCAACCCACUGUGUACUCUGAUGAUGAAGAAAAGGAUGCCAAGAAAGAGUAGAGGGUGCACUGAGGAAUAAUCUGGGUUUGAAUCAUAAAGGAUCAUUUGUAACAUUCCACUUCUGUUUUACAAAUUGCAACAGCAGCAAUGCUUACAAAAGGUCCAGAGGUACAGUUUGUUUCUUUUCAAAGGUUUCCUUUUCAAAUUUAGUGGUAAACUACUAAAUGUCUUAAGAUCUGUCUUCCUUCAAACCUGCAUAAUUGAAAGUAUGCACACAAAAUGUCUGUGCAAAAGUAAACUGCGAUUUUGGCAAUAAAGAACUUACUGUUUUUUCUCCUACACCAUUUAGUGCACAGUAGGUUGACAUUCAGUUUUUCAUUUACAGCCUAGCACUGUCAACACAAGCACAAGAGUAACUUCACAUAUGCAACACAAAUUCCACUAAGUCUUGUUUUGUGUUAGCUUCUGCACGACCUGGGCCUUGAGUUGUAAUUCCUUUAGGAAAAGGACUGCUAUUUUAUUUGUCCAUGAAGCAUCAUGCUCAGAGUAAUUCAAUAUUAGGUAAGAUAAUUUGGCUUUUAUGGAGUUACACAGUGUCUUACACUAACUGCUUUAGAAAAAGAAUUUUGGAGAGGUUAAAUUACUUUUAGAAUAAAGAAUACUUAAUGUAUUCAGUCAUGCAUAAUUAUGCAUGUAUUAAUAUUCUUUGUUUACUUUUAAAGCACAUCUGAUGUGUUACAAAGGUUUAGAUACCAAGUGUAACUUGGCAUCCCUACAAACAGAUACACCAUGAAGUGUGACUUGACUGGACUGGACUACUAGUCAUUCACUUUUGGUAAGGUUCUUCUGUGAAUUUUAAUGAUAUGGUAUUAAGCCUGGAAGAUCAGCUGCUAUCAGCUAGGCCUAAACAAGAAAACUUGGUUGGUAUGGCACGACUAACAAGUGCUCUUGUACAUCCAGUUUUUAACUAGCAGAAAAAUAUUACUGCUCAAAGUAACCUAGGCAAGUUUCCCAUACAAAAUAAACCAACAUGGUGUAAGCUGGUUCUGUGUUGAGGCCUUUGCUGCUUUGGAACGUUGCCAUUAAAUGGCACGAUUCUGUGCGUAAGCUGCAAUGCUACACCUGAGGGACCUGACCUUUGAAUUGCCUUUUACUUACUUGUUCUCUUAGCUCAUAUCUAUGCUCAGUGACUAGAGCUUGUUCUAACUAUGUAGCCUAGUCUCCUGCCAGGGCUGGGUGGGGCUGGGUAAGUGGAUUUGACCAAAGGAAAACAUAAAUGUGUUCCUUUAUCAUCCAAAAUACUUUGUAUACUUUUUCAGAAAUUCCAAGGAGAUAGCUAAGUCAUAAAGGUGGGGUUUUGGUAGGUGAUUCUGCCUGGGUACCUGCCUGGCACAGUUCUCCCUGUUUAGUUCCUCUAGCUGGGCUGUCCAGCCCAUCUGUUUCAAUUUGGCAACACGACCAAAAUGCUGAACUGAGUCCUGUGUGGGAAGGUGUAAGCUAGGAAAACUGCUCAGAAAUAAAAGUGCAUUGCACAAUGGCAGCUUUCAGAAACAAGUUGACACAACAUGCUCAAGUGCCUGAGACCAUCUGUGGUGAGAACAAAUGACAUUCCCUCAGUCCUAACACUGUCAUGGCAUUUUCUUUUGGUUACCUGGGCCUUCAAAUGAGGAGUGUGGGUUUUGGGGCCAGAUAGCUUAUGUAAAGUGCUACUGUAUGAACUACCUAAGGAAGGUCUAGAGACAAAUGCAAAUCUUGUUGUGACCUUUGUGUUGCUGUUUUAGAGACAUUUAUACUCUUUGCAAACUACUAAUGAUGGUUUACCUCAAAUCAGGAAUGUGCUUUUAU
Molecule: messenger RNA, 2452 nt
Organism: Dryobates pubescens (Downy woodpecker)
Lineage: Eukaryota; Metazoa; Chordata; Aves; Piciformes; Picidae
Gene: PGRMC1
Product: progesterone receptor membrane component 1
Exons: 3
Coding region: 98-667 (189 amino acids)
Cellular component (GO): endomembrane system; membrane
Source: RefSeq, a predicted model, not a curated record